CAACAAAAAAAGUUGCAUUCGAACUCUUCUGCCAUCCUCGCUCGCCUCGAACGGAUCAACGAGGUACUUAUUCGAGUUUAAUAGCAAAGCGUUAUUUCAUCCAUUCUCCUUUUUGGAUUAUUAUUGUGGAAAGGACUUCGUUCUUAUAGAUGUUGCAUAUGACCUCUAGGUAACCUACAAUAUGCAUCUCUGGCUACAAGUCGUUGGUGUCGUACUCACUUUCCGCCUGGCGCUCUCAAUCUAUCACCACUUGACGUCAACCUUGCGUCACGUUCCAGGGCCUUUCUGGGCUCGUUUCUCGAGACUAUGGUAUUUCCAUCGUGUCUGGCGCGGUCAUUUUGAACAAGACAACGUCAGUUUGCACAAUAAGUAUCAUAGCGCGGUCGUCCAGGUGGCGCCGAAUUGGUAUAGCUGUACCGGGCCUGAAGCGUUAAAGGAGAUUUACGCACCGGGGUCCAAGUUUACAAAGUCGGAUUGGUAUGAUGGAUGGAAACACCCGGACCCGGAUCAGUGGACUUUAUUUCCUGAUAAGAAUAUGAAACGACAUGGGGAGACAAAAAAGCGGUUUGCGGCGAUGUAUUCGUUAAGUUCACUGGUUAGUUACGAACCAUUCGUUGAGCGAUGCGUGACACUUUUUGCCAAUCGACUCAGUGAAUUUUCGGAGAGCAAGAAUGGCAUUGAUAUGGGCUACUGGCUUCAGUGCUAUGCCUUUGAUGUCAUUGGAUGUAUAACAUACGGCGAACGAUUUGGCUUUCUGGAUGCGGGCGAAGAUAUCGAAAAUGCCAUCAAUGCAGUCGGUUCCAUCCCUGAGUAUUCAACUCUGGCGGGUAUAUAUCCAGAAUGGCAUCCGCUGCUUUAUAAAAUUACCAGUCGAUUGGGCGGCUCCGGCUCCGGUGGACGCAACUUCGUUCGCCAAUUCGCACAGACACGAAUUGCAAAACACAAGCAGCAAAAAGUUGAUCUUGAAUUGUCGCAAGAGCCAUUCAUGACCAAGAUGAUCCGUGCCCACCGAGAGGAUCCCGAAAAAGUAACAGAUUAUCACAUGUUCAUGAUGGCCCAGAGUAACGUGAUUGCUGGAUUUGAUACCACAGCGAUCAGCUUGUCGGCCAUUAUCUACUUCCUUAUGAAGAAUCCACGGGUGAUGCAGAAGCUGCGUUGUGAGAUUGACGCUGCUGUACAGAAUGGCAGUUUGGGUGGAGGUCGUGACAAUGCGGUUACAUUUCAACAAAGUCAGAGCCUACCGUACUUACAAGUAGUCCUGAAAGAAGCUUUGCGUAUGCAUCCAGCAACAGGUCUCCCUCUGUGGCGCGUUGUUCCGAAGGGAGGCUUUGAUCUCGACGGGUUGCAUUUUCCAGCAGGAACUGUAGUAGGCGCAAAUAGCUGGGUUACACACUACGAUCCUGAGGUUUUUGAAAACCCGAAUGAGUUCAUGCCAGAGAGGUGGCUUGAUCAAGAUGAGGAUAAAGUGAAGGCUAUGAAUGAGAUGUAUAUGCCGUUCGGACUCGGUUCUCGUACUUGUAUCGGGAGACAUAUUUCGACCCUAGAAAUGGCCAAGUUGAUCCCAGUUCUUGUCCGGGAUUUUGAUUUCAGCUUUGCAACUGCAGACCAGGAUUGGGAGACUGAGAAUUAUUGGUUUGUGAAACCCAAGAAUUUCCGGGUUCAUGUAUCCAGAAGGAAUACCAAUGUUUACGAAGAAAAGAGGAUGUAAUUUGUUUGAAGCUUGUAUUCCUAUUUUCACUGAACCCAAGAGGGAUUUGCAAAUGGUUUGCUCUUAUUCAAAAUGUUUACUGGGAGAGUUCAAUGAGUAGGCUAAUUUAUUUAACCUGAUAGUUUUGGGCGAAUAUAAAACAAUUCUCCAUUAUGAUGUAAUAUCAUGAAGAAAGCCAGCAACGUAUUAAUUAAUUUUAUUGGCUAGACUUUUUCGGCACUAGCAGCAUCAUUUUAUUCACUGUUUUUGUUGGUC
Molecule: messenger RNA, 1963 nt
Organism: Talaromyces proteolyticus
Lineage: Eukaryota; Fungi; Ascomycota; Eurotiomycetes; Eurotiales; Trichocomaceae
Product: cytochrome P450
Exons: 5
Coding region: 182-1708 (508 amino acids)
Molecular function (GO): heme binding; monooxygenase activity; iron ion binding
Source: RefSeq, a predicted model, not a curated record